AUGCGGUUCAAAGAAGUUGGACUGCUUUUCUGCCAGCUACUGGCGGUGCUCAUCUUCGCGGCCGGGUUCUUUCCGCAGAAGAAGGUGUUAAAGGGUGAUGCCCAGUUUCAGUACAUGGCCGAGACACAGCGGGCGCUAGAGCCCGCGUUCGACAAGUUAGUUCUGGUCGUCAUAGAUGCACUGCGUGCAGACUUCCUCUUUCAGCAGAAUGUGUCGCAUUUCGACUUUGUGCAUGAGCUGCUAAACCGGGGAGAAGCGUGGGGUUUCACUGCGUAUUCAAACCCGCCGACGGUGACACUGCCCAGGCUGAAAGGGAUCACGACUGGGUCUGCGCCGAACUUCCUUGACGCGAUUCUCAAUGUGGCAGAGGACGACAGCUCGUCAAACUUGAAGGACCAGGAUUCGUGGAUCAGCCAGUUUGCCAAGCAUGGCAAGAAAAUCCACUUCUUCGGCGACGACACCUGGCUGAAGCUCUUCCCCGAGGAGUUCUUCCAGAAGCACGACGGCACCAACUCCUUCUUUGUCAGUGACUUUGAGGAGGUUGACACGAAUGUUACACGGCACUUGCCGCAUGAGCUGCAGCACAAGGACUGGGAUGUGCUCAUCCUGCACUAUCUGGGGCUCGACCAUAUUGGGCACAAGGGCGGAGCAGCGUCACAAUUCAUGCCCCCAAAGCACCGGGAGAUGGAUGCAGUAAUCCGUCAGAUCUACGACCAGGUGGACAACAGAACGCUCCUGUGUGUCAUGGGAGACCAUGGAAUGAACGACCUUGGCAAUCACGGCGGGUCGUCUGCCGGGGAGACCAGUGCCGGUAUGGUCUUUAUCUCCAAGAUGCUAUCCUCGUACCCGCGGCCGGCAGCACAAGACGGCGUAUCUUCCCCUGUGACUGCAGCUGAAGACUACCAGUUCUUCACGAGGAUCCAGCAGGUAGAUUUCGUGCCAACCAUAGCUUCGCUGUUCAAUAUACCGAUACCCAAGAACAGCCUGGGGGUGUUUGUCAGGGAAUUCUCAUCCUUGCUUGGGCAGCACGCGACCACGAAGAUCAUUGAAAACUACCAUCAGCUAAUGCAACUUGCCGCAAAGAAGACCGCUGCCCGGGGCAACGAUGAUAUUGACUCCAUGCUUGCCGAGAUGAAGGACGUACAAGCAACACUGGCCCGGACAGCGACAAAUUACAACUACGCUAUGCUAUUUCUUGGGGUGGGCAUGCUUUCAAUUGUCACUGCUGCUACCGCAUAUUGCUACAUUUCAAGUGCUCGUUUGAAUGAGGCUUCUGUCCUAAUGAUUGCAGUCACCGCCCUAUUGGGAUCCAGCGUCUUUGGAAGUAGUUUCGUGGAGGAGGAACACCAGAUCUGGUGGUGGAUCAUUAUUGCUGUCGUGGGAUAUUCGUGGGCGACUCGUCCCUCCUGCACUCCCUCGCAUCUGGUGUUUCUUGUGUGCGCGCGGCUAUUGCGUGGUUGGAACAAUAGUGGCCAAAAGUUCAUGUAUGACUUCACGGUCGCAGAACUUCUGAAGUCACACCCUUCAAUAAAAUGGCUACUGGUGUGUGCUACGCUUGCGGUGGUGGCCCUGGACGGGUUCACAGAGCGCCCGCUUCUCAGCAUAUUUAACCUGCUAGCCGGGCUGCUCUGUUUUGUCUAUAAGACUUGUUGGGCAAACGUGAAUGGCGAAGUAUCACCAACGUAUGCCCAAACACUGGUCACCAAAGCAUGCAGCCUUUUAUUUGCCGGCGGGACCCCUUGGGACGAUAAGCAGCUACUUGUUCCACUUGCACGGCUGUUUUUCAAGGUUACCGCUGCGAUCGUAUGUAUGCGGAUUGCUUACAACGUCGUCUUUGCGAAACGCAAGUUCCUUUCCGAACUGUUCCCUCUGUUCACCAUUGUCCUCAUCAUGCAGACCGCAUCGCAGAAUAUACCACUGUUCUUGGUGUUCACCAUCAUGAGGUCGUCGCUGCGGAAUAUACUCCGCGUCGGUUAUCCACAGCAGCGGUGCGAGAUGUUCUUCGUGCUCUCUUUGAUCUUGCAGAAUCUUUCAUUCUUCCAGUUUGGUGGCACCAACUCAAUCGCGACUAUCGACCUAACAAACUCCUACAAUGGCAUCUCGGAGAACUACAACAUCUACGUCGUGGGUCUGUUGAUGUGCAUCGGCAACAUGGCGCCUGCCAUAUAUUGGUCACUGGCAGCUGUGGUUGAUCACCAACUCUACAGCAAGAAAUCCUACGCCCAGCAAAAGCUGUCCUCGAUGUUCUUCUAUUCUGUAAACAGUUUGUUACUUCUGGUCGCUUGUAUCUGCAUGCGCUAUCAUCUUUUCAUCUGGAGCGUUUUCAGCCCGAAGUUGUGCUACCUUCUGGGCUGGAACAUCCUCAUCCACUUUCUCACUGAGACGGUGCUUGAACCUUUCUUGCUCAUGGUGGCGGGCUGA
Messenger RNA from Eremothecium gossypii ATCC 10895, 2421 nucleotides. RefSeq names its product mannose-ethanolamine phosphotransferase LAS21 (gene LAS21). Gene Ontology annotation, cellular component: endoplasmic reticulum membrane. Gene Ontology annotation, biological process: GPI anchor biosynthetic process. The record is from RefSeq and is marked provisional. NCBI's taxonomy places the organism in Eukaryota, Fungi, Ascomycota, Saccharomycetes, Saccharomycetales, Saccharomycetaceae. Bases 1 to 2421 code for a protein of 806 amino acids. The transcript has a single exon.